This is a messenger RNA of Lichtheimia ornata, 843 nucleotides long. RefSeq lists its product as uncharacterized. The record is from RefSeq and is a predicted model, not a curated record. Lineage: Eukaryota; Fungi; Mucoromycota; Mucoromycetes; Mucorales; Lichtheimiaceae. Gene Ontology annotation, cellular component: phagophore assembly site. Gene Ontology annotation, biological process: autophagosome assembly. Bases 1 to 843 code for a protein of 280 amino acids. The transcript has 7 exons.
AUGUCGCUUGAAAAAGACACCCUUCAUGUCGUCAUUCGCUUGCCAUUCAAGCGUCCUCAGGGCUUCAUUGAACCACCACAGAUUCGCUGGACUGACGAAAUGGAGCAGCGGCUACGACAAUAUAUGAGUCAAAAGUAUACCGACUGGAACUAUAUUGCAGAGCAGCUUGAAGUACCUGUAUCGUAUCUUGUGCGUCAUGCGGCUUUCAUUUACGAGACCCAACUACGCGGAAUCCACCAGCAAUUGCGCAUGAAUGAUAAAUCAACGACUCCUCCGCCUGCUCAACGUCAAUCAAGCCGACGAUCAACACCUCGUAGUAGUGAAACAGUAGAUGAUCAAUCAACACCAACGCCAACGCCCAAUACAACAAAACCAGUAAAAGAUGAUGCCAUGAUGCUCUCUACAAUAUCCAAUGUGGAGCCUCGAGUACCACCAGUCGCUUCGGUUGUGGAGGAAUCAUUGUACAAGAGCUCAUUACAAAGCAGUCGAAGCUAUUAUUCCGCUGAACAAUCACUUGAAGACGAUCAAGAAGAGGAUGAAGAAGAGGAUGAGGAUGGUGAUGAGGCUUUUGCAAAGCAGUUUGAGCAAUUACAAAUGGAGGAGCCUGCUUUUCUUCCUGUAAAACGCAAUGAGUCUUCUUCUUUUGCGUUGGGUCAUGCAAGGCGGCGACAACAACAACAACAACAACAGCAAGCUGGAAGAUCAGAUGAAGAAGCAAGUAGAUCAACCAUCAGCCUAGAAUCAUCCAAUGCAUCCGUCACACAAUCGGCAUUGGAAGAUGCUCUUUUAUCACGCUUGAAUCAUGGAUCCAAAAUGUCAUCUAUGGCAAUGUCUAAACGAUAA